GUCAUUGUGAAGUCACCUUUUGAAAUAUUUAGGUGAUGUACAUUUCGGAGAUUUUAAAUUGGGAUGGAAAGUACAAUAGCAACCUGAAAUAUAGAAGUGUUUGUAUGAAGAGCCUUAAUUCUCCUGUUUCUGAUGUCAUGCGACAAGGAAUUCCAGAGAAAAACCUUUGUUUAUUGUUUUGUGGCGGAUCGAAAUGUAAAUAUUGCAACCCUUCAUCAUUUUUCGACGUAACCAAAAUGCAUUUAAAUGGCUUAUACUCUACUUGGUAUUCGUAUUAUUACAUAUAAGGUUUAGGAUUACACAAAAUAUACUGGCAACAUCUAGACCAAGUGAAAAAUUAAUUAAAGAAUUUGAAAUAAUUGAGCAGUUUAAAAGGUAUAGUGAGUAAUGGCACAAAUCUAUGAAAGAAUGAGUAUUCGUUCCAUAUUUAACAUGGAAACAGCAGGGGAACACAGUAGUUGCGGCUUUGGUUUACUCAGUUCUGGAUUUUCAUAUAACCCAUUAAGCUUCAUGAAAAACAAUAUUGCUUUUUACAAUUUUAGCUGGUGUGACUACGAUGUCGCAUCACUGCAGUUCAUUUUGGAUACAGUGACGGUAAUCCAGUUUGCAAUAUUUAAAGGAAAAAUCGCAAUUCACUGUCAUGCCGGACUUGGUAGAACUGGUGUAAUAAUUGCCUGUUAUCUAGUAUUUAAUAACCGCAUCUCCGCUGGAGAAGCAAUACAAUAUGUUAGAUUCCGAAGACCAGGGUCUAUACAAACCCAGAAUCAAGUUGAAUGCGUAUAUAAAUUUGAAAAGUAUCUGAAUCCUUAUCGAAUAUAUUUCGGAUCACGCGGACAGUUCAGUUUAGAAGCAUUUCUUAAACGUCAGAACGUUUUAUUGCAUGGACCGGAAAGAAUAAGGCUAAGAAAUAUUCCAAAAAUUAUAUACAUGUGUUGCAAGCUGCUUGUCAGAAUCAUCGUGACAAGAUGCACAUCAGUACAAAUAGAUUCUUCAAACUAUAGAAAUCGAAUAGUGAGUGAUGAAAACAAUUGUCAAUCAACAAAAAGGCUUUCCACAACAAAUGUUACACAAUCAGAAGCUUUUACUAGUUGCCAACCAGAUGAAACGACUGAACUAACGAGUACAACUGUAGAUUAUUCAUAUGGAAAAAAUUCUCCAAAUCAAAGUGUAGAUGAUAAUCAGUCUGUUGGUGCAAGCUCUGUUAUUGAAGCUCUGCUUACUACACAAUAUCCUGAAUCAGUUGUGAAUGAAACGGAAUAUUGGAAAAAAAAAUUCAACAAUGAUCCUGAAGCCUGGGAUGAUUUUGACAAAACUUCAUUCAAUGCAUUGGUCCUGGUAAAACUGAUAGAUGAUUGGUUGACACAUUUAAAGUCUCCAGUGCUUCGAAUGCAAGACUUGCUCAGCUUACAACAAAAUCCUUUAUUUGAAGAAGAUAUAUUAACUUCUCUAGAGAUUUUCGAGAAACCAGUCGUUUGUUUAAUGAGUUUAUUUGCCAAACUAAUAACUUAUCUUCAACCUUUAUCUGAACAAAUGGAACAUUUACUAAUACAACGUGUUUUAAAUUGGUUAUGUCAAAAACAAUCGAAAUCUUUAAACAUUACAACAAAUACGAAGAAAUUCAAUGAACAAUUUAGAUGUUAUCAUACAAGAUUCGAUGAUUUAUUGCAAUUAGCUUUUAGAAUAAUGCAUUUUUUAAUUGAAUUUGUAAAAUCAAAAUGUACAUUAAUUGAAAGUGUUAAUCUGCUGUCUAAUUCUUUGCCUAUCAGUCAAUAGAAAUAAUAAUUAUAAUGAAAAAGAAAACAAAAACAAACAUAUUUUGUAACAAAACAGAUGAAAGUAAUAAUUAUUUUAUUAGUAUUGAUAAUUGAUUUACAAUGAAAUGUUUUUUAAUAGAAGAAAAAACUAGAUUACUUCAUAGGAUUUCUUUUUGAUUGUGGUUAUUAAUGCAGACUAUUGGAUGUCAACUCUGUGACUUGAAAGUUAAACGCUUACUUAAAGUUUUGAAUUUUCUCAACAAUGGAGUCGUGUAUAUGAACUGCUGAGCAGUCCAAUGUGCCGACAAAAUAACCCUGUGAUGAUCAUUAGUUUUUCAAUGGUUAUCUAUCCAAAACAAAUUCGUUAUGUGAAAAUACAAAAUUAUAUAUAAGUUGGAUCAUUU
Schistosoma curassoni is the source of this 2158-nucleotide messenger RNA. Lineage: Eukaryota; Metazoa; Platyhelminthes; Trematoda; Strigeidida; Schistosomatidae. The record is from the annotation of a GenBank genome assembly.